AUUCCAAGUCUGUCUCUUUGUCAAAAUGCUCUCUGCUCUACGAGGCCUGUCUACAGGACUUUCUCUGAUACCUCAGCUAUGUCGGCGGGAAUGCCUGCAGUCUCAGCUGGGCCCGUCGACCUCUUCAUUACUUCGUUCGCGCCUAUUUCAUUCAUCGCCAUUGCUCGCAAUGACUUUAAACCAGACAAUGCGCCGAAAACGGCCUCAGAAAGUCAAAGCGUCUAAGUCACCACUCCUGGAAACUUGUCCGCAAAGAAAAGGUGUUUGUUCUCAGAUAUUCAUCAUGAAGCCAAAAAAACCCAACUCUGCCAAGCGGAAAGUCGCUCGUGUCAAACUUACUACCGGAAAGACCAUCAUGGCCUACAUUCAAGGAGAAGGCCACAACUUACAAGAGCAUAGUGUAGUCACAGUCAGGGGAGGACGAGCUCAAGAUCUUCCUGGUGUGAGAUAUAAAGUCGUUCGCGGUGCACUGGACUUAGGAGGUGUUGUGAACAGAAUGACAGCACGUAGUAAAUAUGGAGCGAAAGCACCGAAGAAGUAGAGUAAUACAAAGUGUCAAUUAGAAAGUCAAUUUCAAUUACUCAUAUU
Molecule: messenger RNA, 588 nt
Organism: Serpula lacrymans var. lacrymans S7.9
Lineage: Eukaryota; Fungi; Basidiomycota; Agaricomycetes; Boletales; Serpulaceae
Exons: 3
Coding region: 170-541 (123 amino acids)
Biological process (GO): translation
Cellular component (GO): small ribosomal subunit; ribosome
Molecular function (GO): structural constituent of ribosome
Source: RefSeq, a predicted model, not a curated record